UACAGUGUACAUAAUGUCCAUUAUGCUAAUCUAUUCUUGGCUCUGUUAGUCACUUGGCAGCAGGCUGCAAUCUCAGAGCAACCAUGAUUCUGUUUUGCUCAGAAAACCUUGCACCCACCUUUUAAAGACUCCCUCCUCCCACCUCUUUUCUCCACAUCAUCCAAAGACUGAUAUGAGAGCAGAGCAUAUGCAGAUCCAGCGGAUGCUUAAGACUCUAGGCUUGCACAGGAAGAUGCUUGCUUGCUUCGAAGCGCAUGUUUACGCAGUAAGCCUAUCCCUUAAGAGCCUCUAGGCAAACACUAUUCUAUUGGGACUGUUUUUCCUGAUGUUUUUCUUAGGCUGGCACAGGCAGCCCCAUCGAAGAACAGCGUGACUAAAGGAGAGAUAGGAGUAAGCAGCAAAAUGGAUGCAUCUUCCAUCUAGCACUGCACGUAAAGGAUUUCAACAAAUGAAGAGACGAAAAGGAGAGUCUUCUGACUUGAAAUCUAGGACAUGCAAUGGAACUAACACCAUUUCGCUGAACUAUGGUCAGAAGAAAACAUCUGGAGUGUAAAAAAUGAACCUACUUGAGGCAGUAAAAUCGGGAUUUUUUGUAUGCAUCGUGGGUUGCCUCUCCAUCUUUGCUUUUAUCUACCUAAGAAAUACAAUGCCCAAGGAAGACAAUGAGCAAAAACUCUUCUCGGAAUUAGCAGAGUGUGGCUUUUAUCCGGAUGAGCUUUGCUCGGCCCUCUUUGAAGGAAAAGAUGCUGCUCCUCAAAUUGGCCAUUUAUGCCAAAAGGUUCUUCACAGAGGAGAAAUGUCUACCUGUGUACGGACUCCUUGCAAUUGCUCAGAACUCCGGAAGGAACUCCACUUCAUUACGAGUCCCCUGUCAGUAGAAGAAGGGAACUUCUCCUUGGCAUACAUCAUCACCAUUCACAAGGAGCUGGACAUGUUUAUAAAGUUACUCAGAGCCAUUUAUGUGCCUCAGAAUGUUUACUGCAUACACAUUGAUGAGAAGUCAUCAAAGGAUUACAAGGUGGCUGUGCAAACCCUGGUUAACUGCUUUGAAAAUAUUUUUAUCGCUUCAAAGAGAGAGAGUGUUGUCUAUGCAGGAUUUUCUAGAUUACAAGCAGAUAUCAACUGCAUGAAGGACUUGAUUCAUUCAAAAAAUCAGUGGAACUAUGUUAUUAACCUUUGUGGCCAGGAUUAUCCCAUCAAAACCAACAAGGAACUUAUACAGUAUAUUAAAAGCAAAUGGAAUGGUAAAAAUAUGACUCCAGGAAUUGUUCAACCUCCUCAUGUGAAACACCGAACGCAUACGAGUUACAAGGAAUAUGUGCAUUCAGGAAAAUCUUAUGUGUACCCAACUAAGAAGGUGAAAAGUGAGCCUCCCCAUAAUUUGACUAUAUAUUUUGGGAGUGCCUACUAUGUACUCACAAGAAAAUUUGUAGAGUUUAUACUGAGUGAUGCACGUGCAAAAGACUUGCUUGAAUGGUCAAGGGACACCUACAGUCCCGAUGAGCACUACUGGGUCACCCUGAACCGUCUACCAGAUGCUCCAGGUGCUACACCAGAUGCCCAAUGGGAAGGAAAUAUACGAACUAUCAAGUGGCGAGAUCAAGAGGGGAAAACCCACAAUGGUUGCAAAGGUCAUUAUGUCAGAGACAUUUGUGUGUAUGGACUUGGGGACUUGAAGUGGAUCAUUGAAUCUCCUAAUUUGUUUGCCAACAAAUUUGAGCCGGCAACCUAUCCACUUGUUAUGGAAUGCCUGGAGAGGCAUUACAGGCAUAAAGUACUCCAGCAGGCUGAAGUUCCCCUGGAAGUACACUGGCAUUUGCAAGAAUACACUUUUUUUGAACAUGAAGCUGAACAUUUGAAUUAACCAAGGCUAAUGUUUGGAAGACAAAGCAGAACAAAAAAAAGGACUUUAAAACAAUUGUAAAUUCCAAAGUAUAUAAUAAUAGCUUAUGGGCUGGUCCAUGAAGUCACGAAGAGUCGGAAGCGACUGAACGAAUAAACAACAACAUGGAGUCUGUGCAAUACGAUACAAAAUUUCAUAUCUAAAGGCAUAAAAAGAUUCCGAACAGAAUGAAGAGGCAACAUAUAUUGAGUCCAGUAUCUUUACCAAUAUUGACUUCUCUAGACCUCCAUUCCCCAAAGCAGGGCUGCACUGUUUAGUUGAUUAAUUGGUUAAUCAAUUAAAACUCUUUUCUUUUUCUAAAUACCACUGAGCAACAACAUUUUAAAAUGCUUAACAGUAUUUUUUUAAAAAUACAAAAAUUAAAAAAAUCCACAGGUAAGUAAGCGCCAUCUUAGAUGUAGGGCUUGUUUCUCUUUCACCCAGGAGAGGGUGCCUGUUCCAAUACAAUGCUUGAUCUAAGUUCUAGAAGAUACAAGCAUUAGUUAAAACAAA
This is a messenger RNA of Elgaria multicarinata webbii, 2395 nucleotides long. Its product is annotated as beta-1,3-galactosyl-O-glycosyl-glycoprotein beta-1,6-N-acetylglucosaminyltransferase 7-like. Lineage: Eukaryota; Metazoa; Chordata; Lepidosauria; Squamata; Anguidae. The record is from RefSeq and is a predicted model, not a curated record. Gene Ontology annotation, cellular component: membrane. Gene Ontology annotation, molecular function: acetylglucosaminyltransferase activity. The transcript has 4 exons. Bases 557 to 1864 code for a protein of 435 amino acids.